Molecule: messenger RNA, 1092 nt
Organism: Stegastes partitus (bicolor damselfish)
Lineage: Eukaryota; Metazoa; Chordata; Actinopteri; Pomacentridae
Product: D(4) dopamine receptor
Exons: 2
Coding region: 1-1092 (363 amino acids)
Biological process (GO): G protein-coupled receptor signaling pathway
Cellular component (GO): membrane
Molecular function (GO): G protein-coupled receptor activity
Source: RefSeq, a predicted model, not a curated record
AUGUACACAGCCUUUAACCUGUCCACUCCUCCGGACUCCAACCUGUCGGACGCGGCGCGGCUCCAGGAGCUGAGCCACCGCGCCGUCAAGGUGAGCAUCAUCAUCACUCUGGGCGUCGUGAUCACUUUGGGGAACAUCGCGGUUCUCCUGGUGAUCACCUCCUCGGUGGCCGGCUGGUCCAGAAACUCCCGGUACUUCCUGCUCUCUCUCACCGCCGCGGACUCUGCCUUCGGACUGCUGGUGAUGCCCCUGAACCUGUGGGUGAGUCUGCUGAAGGACUACACCGAGGGCCCGGACGCGCUCUGUCACGUCGUGGCCUUCUGCAACGCCACCGUCUACUCCACCUGCAUGUACACGCUGGCCACCAUCAGCCUGGAGCGGUACAUCGCGGUGCUGUACCCGCUGCAGUAUUCCAGCCUGAUGACCAGGAGGAGGACGCUGCUCCUCAUCGCGUUCACCUGGUGCUUCCCUCCCUGCCUGCUGUGGCCCAUUUCGUUCCCAGAUGGCAUCAUCGAGGUUCACUUUUCCACCGCGUCCCUGGUCUGCAACCCGUCCUACUCCUCUAAUGUCGGAUACUCCAUCAGCCUGACGUGCUUCAUAUUUUUCCCGUGCUCUGUCAUCAUGACUUACGCAAACUUGAGAGUGUGGUGGGCAGCCAAACGACAGAGGCUGAAAUUGCGCAAAUACGACUGCGCGCAUAGCAGCAGACACAACGUGGCAUCCAGGGUGCUGGUUCCGGUGCUGGCGGCCUACUACACCUGCUGGACUCCCUGCAUCGCAGCUAUGAUCUACAACGCAGUGUCAGGCAGCAGCGUACCAGAGUGGAUCGAGUUUGUCGUGGUGUGGCUGCCAACGUCCAACGGUUUCCUCAACUGCAUCUUCUAUUUCUGGAUAAACCGAAGCUUCCGCAGGAAAUUCCAUCUUGUCCUUCAGAGGCUGACGCUGGCCCUCUGCCCUGAGCUGGCCAACACUCUGGGCUGCUGCAGCACCGCGAAGACACAGUUUGUGUCAGGAAUUCAGGAUAAUAACAACAGCGUCCACGAGCGCUCCUCCAGCGUGUCCUCCACCUGCACCCUGCUGACUUUGGCUUAG